This is a messenger RNA of Ricinus communis (castor bean), 1410 nucleotides long. RefSeq lists its product as uncharacterized. The record is from RefSeq and is a predicted model, not a curated record. Bases 700 to 1155 code for a protein of 151 amino acids. NCBI's taxonomy places the organism in Eukaryota, Viridiplantae, Streptophyta, Magnoliopsida, Malpighiales, Euphorbiaceae. The transcript is spliced from 3 exons.
UUAAAUUGGAUAAUAGAUGUUGUUGUUACUCUUUUGUUGUUCUAGUUGUCAUUUAUAAGAAAGAUAAAUUAUUACAUAGAUCUAAUCGAUACACCACAAUAAAUAAGAGAUUGAUACAUAUGUUAUCAAUGUUUUAUACUUUGAUAUGGAAUGAUUGACACAUCUAUUAUUUAAAAUCAAUGAAUAAUCAUCUAUAUGUUUGGUAUAUAGAUAGAGAUAUAUAACAAAUUAGAUAAUUUUUUCUAAAUGGAAAAGAAAGAAUAGAGAAAGAGAAAAAAUGAUAAGAAAUAAAUCAAGGUAUUUAAGUCCUUUAUUAUUGAAAAAUGAAAAAACCUAGAAAGAGACACUAGAAUGAAAAAAAAAGACAUGUUCAAGCACUUGAUUAUUAAAAGGAAAAAAAGUUUUGGAAUUAAAAUAACAAAAUUAAAUGAGGUCUGGAAACUAAUAAUACAAAUAUCCUUUUAAAUUCAGCAAAUAUUUCAAUUAAAUCCAAAUCUAAUUUGAUCUAAACCCAAAUCCACGGGCCCCAUUCCACCAGUCCAAACACAACAUCCUAAUACGAAGUAAAAGAAUUUUAUAGUGACCUUGAUUUGAAAUAUUUUCUAUCGGAAAGAAGUUUAAAGAUUGUGGACCAUAAGGCGGGACACGGAGUUGCAUUUCUCGUAUACCAGCAUAAGCAAACGACAAAGCAGUUGAAAAAUGAAAUCGAAGAUGACACAGAAAAUCGCUCUGGAAGCUUACCUCGAGUUUUUGAACUCUCAAAAGCAAAUUAAUUUCACCUCCAAAUUUCUCAAUGAGAUCAUCUCUAUGCACGGCUUCAAGAAAAUCCAGAAAUCUACCAAGGAAGUGUUAAAAGAAGCAGUGGAUACAAUAGAGCUAGUGAAUCUGUCACGCUCUACUUUGAGCGAAGAUGAGGUGUCAUCGUGUGCGUUUAUGAAUCUGGAAGAAGUAAUCGCAGCUCUGAACGAUCUUAAUUGGCAAGAUUGCUGCAUUACCUCUAUCCAAACUCAAACUGAUCCAGGCGGUUUCAAUUCGAAAUCUGCAGCUGACGGUUUGGGCCUUGAUGUUGCUGCUGGUUCCAUUACUGACAAGCGCGGCAAGAGGAAGAGAUCCAAUACACCUGCUGCUGAAUUUGGUGGAUCUUCGUCUUGUUGAUUUGUAUGGAAAUGAAGGUUUCUGUGCGUUCGAUAAUUGGUAAUCCAAGUUCUGGAAGCUUCAUGAGACUUGGCGGGAGAUCUUAACCCUUUUGUUUUUUAAAUAAAAUUCAGAUUGAGAAAAUUAUUAAAAUGGUGUUUAAUUGUUGUUUGUCUUUCCAGUUAGAGAAAGGGGCAGAACUGUGUUUUUGUUUUUACUCAAAGGACUAUUCUGUCUUUGGGCCAAUUUCUAUAAUAAACUCGUUUUUCGCUUUCA